Molecule: messenger RNA, 4135 nt
Organism: Gavialis gangeticus (Gharial)
Lineage: Eukaryota; Metazoa; Chordata; Crocodylia; Gavialidae
Gene: CMTM6
Product: CKLF like MARVEL transmembrane domain containing 6
Exons: 4
Coding region: 35-574 (179 amino acids)
Cellular component (GO): membrane
Source: RefSeq, a predicted model, not a curated record
CACGCCUUUUGCUUUCGCUUUGGCAGCGGCGACCAUGGAGAACGGCGCGGUGUACGAGGACACCACGGAGCCCCAAGAUGCCCGCGCCUGCCGCUUCUGCUCCCCCCACCUGGGCCGCCUGCGUCUUGCCCUCAAGGCUCUGCAACUGUUAUUUUCCUUUGUAGCCUUCAUUUGUGAAGAAAUUGUGGAGAGCUGCACCUCAUGCAACGGCCUUUACUUCUUUGAAUUUGUAAGCUGCAGUGCCUUGCUUCUGAGUCUCCUCCUACUGGUUGUGUAUUGCACUACUUUGUAUGAAAAAUUUGGGGAUGGCAAUAUCAGAAAAACAGAUUUAGUGACCACAGCAAUAGUGAGCUGUUUCUUUAUCUUAGCUUCAAUUGUGUUUGCUGCAACCAAUGACAAGUCAUCUGUUGAAACUCUUGCAAUAGUGUUUGGAUUUCUGGCAAGUCUAGCAUUUUUGGGUGAUCUUAUCUAUAUGUUUAUGGAAGGACGUAAAGAAGCCAAUGAAAAGAAAGAGAAUCCAAACCAACAGGGACCACCAGAGAAUCAACCACUGAAAAAUGAAGGCAAAGCUUAAAAAGUCUGUUUCUUUCUAUUAGUUAAAUCCAGAUGAAAUACUGUAUUACAUUGACAGUUUUCUGUUUUUCCCUUCUAACCAACUUUGUUCAUACUGCAUACCAAAAACUUGUAUAGACUCCUACAUUUCUUAACAACAGUAUCUCAGGUAUCAUGAUUUAUACAAUUUACCAGAUAACUUGUACUGACUAAUAAUUGUUGAAGAUGUGCACUUCAAAAGGAAGAAGCUGUCUCCAUCCAGAAUACUUUUAUUUAAACAAAACAGUUAAUCAGUGUUCUCAUUUACUUAUAAGACCUUAAGAGCAAAGAAUUAUAUACACCAAUAGAGUGUGCUUGAAUUUCAAGAUCUCUGUUUAAAAGUGAAGUACAGCAGGCCAAGGUUAGAAUUCUGCUUAAUUUUCACUAAUCUGUGUUGGUGACAUUCAACUUUGUUUUAGAUGCUUUCUAUAAAUUAGUAUAGUGUAGUUGUUUCUUGUUUUGUGUGCAUAUGGCAGGGGUCAGUUAAAUUAUACCUAUAAAAGGGACGUUUCUUGAAUCUUACAGAAGUUUCUAGCUCCUGAAAGGGUUUGAUUCUUAUUUUAGUUCUAGAUUCUCUCUCUGAAAGUCAGUAUAAGGCACCCAGUGAAAGAUACAGUUGGCCAAUUGUUUUUUGGCAAUAGACACAUUGUGGAUCCUGCAGCCAUUUUUGCAUUCCACAGUUCUGAAAGUUUGAAGUCAUACCUAAUGCACUUAAAAUAGCUAAAAGCCAUAAAAACUUCAAGAGAAACUUGAAAUAGUAGCUUUAUGAAGCAAGUUUAAGGGACAAAUAUUUUCAUAUUAGAUGAAAGAGAAUUGAGAGGAGGCAGAAUUGCCUAUAAACAGAAAAAGGGAUAAAAAGCUUGCCUGAAAGCUCGUUUAAUAUCUCUCCCAACUACACAGUUCGUCCGAUAAAAGAUAUUACCAAAACAAAACAAAAAAAUUAUCACCUUUUCUUACUAGGCAGCACAAGAAGUAUUUUUAGGCUUUUUUUUAUUAAGCUUCACCAGGGAGAACAUUGAACAUAGAUGCUCUCCAGUGCCUAUCACAUGUAUUAACCAACUUGUGCAAUUUGCUUCUGCAUAAUUAAGAUGAAUUUGGCCAGGAACAGCCUACAUUUAUUUUCAUCAUUGCUUGUAUACAUGGCAAUAGUUUGAGAUUCUUGUGCUACAGUCCAGCUCUGUUGAAUGGAUAAAUAACCAAGCAAAACAGCUGUGUAAAAUUCUAAUCUUAAAGCAACAACCCAUAGUUGCAUGAGAGCUAUAAGACUAGGCAGUGCUGGAGUCCUGAUCAGUAGAGCUAUAUUUGAGAGCUACGAGGUAGAAAGGCAUUCCUCAGAGAUCUGGUGGUGGAAGAGGAAAAUAGGACAACUAUGUAUGCAGGGUAAGUGGUAGUAGAAAAGGAGAGUAGCAGGUAGCACAAAAUAUUAGAACAAACGAAAAAGGCUGAUAAUGCAAAGUAGUUGUCUGUUUUCAUGACGUACAUUAUGUCUUCCAUGGCUUGAGACAUUAACUUCCCCACAGCGCUUCACCAUUUUCUAUGAUGAAACAAUUGCCUUUAAACUUUUAGAGCAGCACCGAGACUGAGGGUGUCAGGCACUCUCACCCUGUUUUCAGAACAAGAUGUGGAGGCUGCAGUAAUGCCUUUGAGGCCUUGAAAAUGAGAUCAGAGGCUUUUCCAAGGCUCUUGUCUCCUGAUGGAUCUGUGUUUGUUUUCUUAUUAUGUGUCUACUCUCAAAGAUUCACCCUUAACACUACACUUUACUGAAGGAAGGUAGAAGAGGUAUUGGGUCGUUUGCAUGAAUGAUGGGGCUCUGUAGCAUGCCAUCAGCAAUGCAUGUGUAUUCUCUUUCUAUUUCUUUGGAAAAAGGGCUGUUCUGUCAGACAAACGGUUGUAUUUUCUGCACAUCUGCACUAACGCCUACUGUCAACCUGCACGUGGAGAAUGGUUAUUACUGCUGUUGGGAAUUGGUACUGUGGAUGUUCAGAAAGCAAAGUAAAGAGCAUCUUUCCAAACAGUAUUUCCGAAGAUGUAAUACAUUGUCAUUGGCAAUAUUAUAUGUAAUUCCAUAACUUGAAACUGGUAUCUGUCACUACAGCAAACGUCAUCCCCUAUUUUUGACUUAGUAUCGUUAAUGUUUCUGUAUGUUGUUUUUACUAGAUUCUUGUUCCUCAUAUCAAAAGUGCCUAUGGAUUUGUUUUUUAAAGUUGUAGUUAAAUGUAAAAAUAACACUGUAAUGCUAUUGUAUUAGAAAGGCUGAGGGUUACCAUUGUAUAAAAGCCAGCCUGUUUGUUCUGCCUCUUUAGAACUCAGCUCUCAGGCAACACAGAAUCAAUAUACUUCCAGUAUGCUGUACAAGUGGCGGUAUUGCUGGUGGUAGACAUCUAUUAAUUUGUAGGAUGAUACAGACUUAAAUAGCAAUGUUCUUGAGAGGCCUUCUACAAAAGGAAGAAUUCUGAGUCCUACAUCAUAGGUUUGAGUCCUCAGAUAUAUCUAUCUAAGUGCUUUGUGCACAAGGUAAAUAAUGAUUAUGUUCACUUUACAGCUGAGGGAAAUGAAAUAAAGAGAAAUUUAAGUCAUUUUUUUCCCCAAGGUUGUUGCAGGGAGCUGGUGCCAGAACUGAGACGUGAACUCAGCCCUCCUGACUCCCAGUCUCAUGGUCUUACUGCUUAAAAAAAAAACCAAAAAACCAAAUGCACUUGCUUGCCCACCUCUGUAUAGCAUUUUGAUUUUUUUAUUUAUAUCCCAAAUAGCCAAUUAAUGAACUUUGCUCAGUUGGAUUUGGAGUUUAACUGUGUCUACAAAAAUCCAUGGGGAAUAUAACUUCAGCUGGGCCAGCAUUUUACUUCCCAGGCCAGAUCUGGGAGUUCAGAUUACCAACCUCCCUGCUUCCAUAUCCAGGCUAGUAUCCUACAUGCAAGCCUCAGGCACAGAGGCCUGGGGUUUUGGAUGCCUUGUCAUGCUUGAUUUUUAGCUAAAAGGCCAAGUACUCUUGACACAUGUAGUAUGAAGUAGCAUUCAGGCCAUCCAUUGUUGUUUUUUUUUCCUCCUUGCAAAAUCAGCAUUGUUUUUUGCAGCAAGUUUUUCCUCAUUUGUUAUCCAGUUUCAUUUUAGUGCCUCUGUAGUGUGGUUUCCACCCUCAACAGUAGCCAUUGGGGUGACCUUCAUGUAGAAAUGGACGAUCAAAUCAUUUGUCUUGUAAAGCCAGGGAGAAGCUGAAAGUGCCUUUCUCCAGUAGAAAGGAAUGAAAAAACAUACACUCAACUACAUUUUGAAAAAAGAAUGGAUGACCUUUGGAAAAUAAGUUAGUUCUGCCCUCCUAAUAAGUUAGUUAGCCAUAGGAGAUUUCUGUGGAGAGAAGCAAGACCUGCUACAUUCCUAAAUACCCUGGCUGCCAGACAGUUGGCCAUCUUACCAUGUCCUGUGGCAACUACUACUCGACCAGCCUGCAGUUCUGUCUAAUUGAGUUUAUCUAUAAGGUGAUGACAAUAUACAAUUCCUAACAAAAGUUUGGAUAAGCCAGAGUGCCAUACCAACUCAGGGAAAA